This is a messenger RNA of Sphaeramia orbicularis (orbiculate cardinalfish), 1460 nucleotides long. RefSeq names its product methyltransferase 2A, methylcytidine (gene mettl2a). The record is from RefSeq and is a predicted model, not a curated record. The coding region runs from base 1 to 1077 and encodes 358 amino acids. The transcript has 9 exons. Lineage: Eukaryota; Metazoa; Chordata; Actinopteri; Kurtiformes; Apogonidae. Gene Ontology annotation, molecular function: tRNA (cytidine-N3)-methyltransferase activity.
AUGGCGGCGCCCCAUGCCGUGGAUGGAGUGGAUGGAGGCAGCAGGGAAACAGAGCUGAUUCUACCUGAUUCAUCAUCCAGCGGAGGCGAAAAACGACCUCAGUUCGGGACUCGUUUCCUCACAGACCCGCGGCAGGUUUUCCAGCAUAACGCAUGGGACAAUGUGGAGUGGACCGAAGAACAAGAAACAGCUGCAAAAAAGAAAGUCCUAGAAAACAAUCAACCACUGCCCCAAGAGAAACAAGAUGAAUACGACACCAGGGCAAAUGAGUACUGGAAUGACUUCUACACAGUCCACGAGAACCGUUUCUUCAAAGAUCGACACUGGCUCUUCACAGAAUUCCCAGAACUUGCUCCACAGUUCAGCCUUAAACAAGAAUCCCAUCUUGAAGAAUCUGAAGCAGCCAGUACUGGGGAUCAAGAACAGAGCCAGGAAGUGGAACCUAUUUCUCUCAGUGAUGGAAACUUUCCUGGCUCCACUGCAACAUAUCGCAUUCUGGAGGUUGGUUGUGGUGUGGGCAACACAGUGUUUCCAAUUCUGAAAACCAACAAUGACCCCGGACUCUUUGUUUACUGCUGUGAUUUCUCCAACACCGCUGUCGAGUUGGUCAAGACUAAUCCAGAGUACGACCCCGGGCGCUGCUUUGCCUUUGUUCACGAUUUGAGUGAUGUGGAAGCCAAUUACCCCAUCCCAGAUGGAAGCCUUGAUGUUCUAGUGCUGAUCUUUGUGCUAUCAGCAUUGCAUCCUAACAAGAUGCAGGGGUCUAUCAGUAGAUUAGCGCGGCUGCUGAAACCCGGGGGAGUGAUGCUUCUCAGGGACUACGGACGCUAUGACAUGGCACAGCUUCGAUUCAAGAAAGGAAGGUGUUUGUCAGAAAACUUUUACGUUCGUGGUGAUGGAACACGAGUAUAUUUCUUCACUCAAGAUGAGCUGCAUGAGUUGUUCACUGCAGCAGGACUUGAAAAAGUGCAGAACCUCGUAGACAGGAGGCUGCAGGUGAACAGAGGGAAGCAGCUCACCAUGUACAGAGUGUGGAUCCAGUGCAAGUACCGCAAACCGGCUGAGACGCAGAGCUGAGUCAGAAGAAUAGACUGGACCGGUCUGACCUUUAAUCACAACUGAGCUGAAACCGAAGUGAUUGUGGAUUGUAUAAAAAUGAGAAGCUCCGUUGUGAUUGUGAUAAAGGAAUCAACUGGAUAGUGAUGUAUUACACUAUCAGUUGACAAUAUUGAUAAACUCAUUUCACUGCUUGUAUCCCUCAUGUUGCUGCAAUCACAGCUACAACAGUGAUUAUUUCUCAUUUUCUGAGAGAAGGCUGGUUAUACCUGGUUCAAUAUUUUUAUUCUACCAGAGGGUGUUUUUAAUGAUCUGUUUUUGGAAUAAAUGCAAUGACUUUUAAAAAAAAAACUUCAUUCCUUUUUUGUAUGUGUACAGUGAAUAAACAUCUAAACCAUGGAUGG